Prorocentrum cordatum is the source of this 2144-nucleotide messenger RNA. NCBI's taxonomy places the organism in Eukaryota, Dinophyceae, Prorocentrales, Prorocentraceae. The record is from the annotation of a GenBank genome assembly.
GGCUCGAGCCUGCUCGACCUGGGCCGCCAUGUGACGCCACAUGUGGGCCGGAGCAGGGGCGCGCGGCCGACUUGUCGGCCGCCCCCGUUCGCGAGGGGUCACCCCCGAGGACCCCCGGCGGAGAGCGAGGCGGCCGACGAGCCGCGGUUCAUGCAAAAGGAGGGCAUGAAGCUCAUCCAGACGGUGAAGCGCCGCAUGGGCAACGACGAGAGCAAGGGCAAGGCGUCGGGGGCGAAGGACCCCUCGGCGAAGAGCCGCUCGGCCGGCUCGGCGGCGGCGGGCGAGGGCGGCAAGGCCUCCGGGGUGCCGCGCUCGGCGGUGGACGCGGGCGCAAUCGCGGCGCUCCCGAAGCUGCGCGAGGCCCCGGCGGUGGAGCGGUCCGACCUGUUCCGUCGGAAGAUAGAGGUCUGCUGCGUGGUCUUCAACUUCUCGAACGACUCGUGCCAGCGCGAGAAGGAUGCCAAGCGCCAGACUCUGCUGGAGAUGGUAGAGUACGUGAACAACACGCGAAACUGUUUCAACGAGGCCCUCAUGCAGAAUGUCGUGAACAUGGUGAGUGUCAAUAUUUUUCGAGCCCUGCAGAUACGGAACAAGGAUGUAAGAACCUUUUCGGACCCGGAAGAGGAAGAACCUAACCUUGAAAGGGCGUGGCCACACUUGCAGAUUGUGUAUGAGUUUUUCCUGCGCUUCAUUGUCUCGAACGACGUGGACCCCAAGAUCGCGAAGCGUUUUGUUGACCAGAACUUCAUGACAAAGUUGCUCGAGCUCUUCGACUCUGAAGACCCCCGCGAGCGUGACUACCUCAAGACGAUCCUGCACCGCAUCUACGGCAAGUUCAUGGCCCUCCGCUCUUUCAUCCGCCGCGCCAUCCAGCACGUCUUCUUCAAGGUCACCUACGAGUCGGAGAGCCACAACGGCGUUGGCGAGUUGCUGGAGAUCCUGGGCAGCAUCAUCAAUGGCUUUGCCCUGCCCCUGAAAGACGAGCACAAAGACUUCCUGAUGAAGGCCCUGAUUCCCCUCCACAAGGUCAAGUCCCUGGGAUCUUUCAACCAGCAGCUCACUUACUGCAUGGCGCAGUACGUGGAGAAAGACCCUCGCCUGGCCUACGACAUCAUCACGGCGAUGCUUCGGUUCUGGCCCUUGUCGAUCACGGCCAAGCAGGUCCUGUUCCUGAACGAGCUUGAGGAGACGUUGGAGCUCACGCAGCCGUCCGACUUUCCCCGCCUGCAGGUUCAGCUGUUCCACCGCCUCGCGCUGUGCAUCACCUGCCCGCACUUCCAGGUCGCCGAGCGUACGCUCUUUUAUUGGAACAAUGACUACAUCGUGAAGCUGAUCAACCAGAAUCGCCACGUGCUAUUCCCAAUGAUCAUCGGGGCUCUGUACAAGAAUUCCAAGCAGCACUGGAACAGCGCGGUCCACGGCCUCACCUUCAAUGUGCUGAAGCUGCUGAUGGAGGCGGACCCGCUGCUCUUCGACCAGUGUACCGCGCAGCACCAGCAGGACAAGGAGCAGGAGGAGCGCCGCGAGCAGGCGCGGAAGCAGAAGUGGAAGACGCUGCAGGACCUGCAUGACGCAAAGGUGGGCAGCCGGCGAACGUGAGCGGGGCUUUCGUUCGACCCGCCGCUGCGGCAGUUCCCCCGACAUCGGCGGAGGUGUGCAUGAGGGUGGCUCUGUGAUGUGUGUGUGUGUUGAGUUCGGUGUAUUAUCCUUCUCCUCCAGCCUCUCACCCUUCCUGGGCUCGGCCUUGCGACUGGGUUUUUUCUUGCAUAUCCGGUGGCAUCUUGAGAUAAAUGUCUCGCUGGGAGCUAGGGCGUCGCGAGCCACACCAGAUCCAUUCCCAUUUGUCCGCCUCCCAGGUCCAUCAUCACUACCAUCAUCCACCCCCCUCUCUCCUCAUCAUCCUCCGUCUUCUCCACCCGAAGAGUGGCAUGAUACUCCUCCUGGCGAGGCAGUAGGGUGCUGCCGCGCCGAAGGCGUUGCCAGGCUGCGCCGCUGGCCACGCAGCGUUUUUUUACGCACGUAGGCGAGCCAGCCCAGCUCCCGUCCUCUCUCCUCUGUUUCCUUCUCACUUGACUUACUUGCGGGCAGUCGCUUUUCAGGAGCGAAAAGAGGACGUACGCGUACACGAAUACACGUUUGUCUGG